Brassica napus (rape) is the source of this 775-nucleotide messenger RNA. Its product is annotated as DUF724 domain-containing protein 2-like. The coding region runs from base 42 to 602 and encodes 186 amino acids. The record is from RefSeq and is a predicted model, not a curated record. NCBI's taxonomy places the organism in Eukaryota, Viridiplantae, Streptophyta, Magnoliopsida, Brassicales, Brassicaceae. The transcript is spliced from 2 exons.
GUUCAUUCAACCAUUCCUGAAUUCAGGAGACUCACGAGCUUAUGAAUGAGAUCAUUUCACCAAACAUUUCCGACACACAGCCAAAUACCCGAGCUCGCAGAAAUCUUUUAACAGAGCAAAAUAAGGAUGUAGAAAGCAGAGUUCAAAAUCCCUUUGAGAUCGGAGCAAAUGUGGAGAUUUCAUCACAAGAUGACAAUACUUGUCAUAAAUGGUAUCCAGGAAAUGUGUUGGCAACAUAUUUGGUUGAUGGGGUUGAGAUGGUGAAAGUUGAGUACUUCGUCCCGUCUCUGGACGAAAAGAAGAGGAAAAGGAGUGUUGAGACACGUGUAUCAAUUGACAGAAUACGUCCUCAACCACCACCUGAGAGAUCUGGAGCGAAGAAAAGUUAUGAGCUAAUGCAGGACGUGGAGGCGUUCGACAAUGGUGCCUGGUGCGCUGGAAAAGUUAAAGUCAUUUUGUUUGAUGGCUCGUGUUUUGUCUCUUUGAACAAUUCUAAAGAACAAAUUUACUUCCACCAUUCUGAGAUGCGAAAACCAAGAAAAUGGGUAGAUGGUGUUUGGGAGAUGACAAAAAAGGUAAAACAAAUGCCUUGGAUCACUUGAAUUGAAAAAUAAUGUCAUUUGUUUAAUAUCUCGGUAUUGAUUUUCAGAUGGAAGAAGAGCAGACGCAGAGUGUGAAUCCAAGUGAAGGAGAUGGUGAUAAAAAGGUAUGAAAUAUUUAUACAUCAUACUAGGAAUUAAGAUAUAAAUGUAUCUGAAUUUUUGUCAUUCAAAAA